UUUUUAUACCGUGGAGGAAAGCGGUGCAGCAGUUCAUUCGGUGGGCUGCGUCUGUGUGCGUUGACGUGAACACCCAGGAAAUCGAGAUCAGAGAUGAGUGUUAUCGUGGACAGUCAUCGUAAUUUGCAGUAGUACCAGCCGGCCAACUACGUGGUACAUAGCCCAGUAGUUCUCGGCCAGGAGGAAACUCGCACCGGCUGUCUUGCGUACCCUGCUCUCGGGUACCCCACCAGUGCGAUUCCUGCUGCGGAUCGCUCUGCAGGGUCCUCAAAAGUGAUCCUUCACCGUGGGCUACUGAGCGCCUUUCGGGCUUAACCUUCUGCAACCCUGACACGAAUGCUGUCACUGCGCCUGGUCUCUUGCCGGUUCUUGAAGCAGCCAUAAGAAGGAACUCUUUGCCCAUUGAACAUUGCCAUGUAACUUAUUCACCUGUGUGAUCACCGAGUGUAGUGUUCCUCUGGUUUGUUUCCAUCACUGAUACCAUCACGCAACUCUCAGACUUCACCUCUUUUGUUAUCAUAGACUGCCACCACAUUUACAGAAGAAGAAACUACCAGACAAGCCACUCAACUCACGUUGCGGCUUGAUAAUGCGCAAGCCCAGUUUUGGCACAGACGCCAGUUCUGCUGACAUGACGACAGCAAAUCAGAGCUUGGAAGUUUGCGUGGAAAGUCGCAUGGAACGGGUGCGCAAGCUUCUCAGUUCGCCUCUGGCACGACGCAAGUCUGGAACAAUGCCCCACCGCACGUUUGGGGUCCCCCUGGAGGUCCUGGUGCAACACUCAAAUGUACCACUUGUCAUUGUACGACUCUGCCAGUACAUCGAGAGCAGAGGUAUGGCACAGGAAGGCUUAUUUCGAGUGAGCGGCAACGCACGGCUUGUCGACAAGCUGCGCUGGAGCUUCGAUCAGACGGGGGAUGCUCCGCUGGAGGCAGAGGGGGACGUGGUGUCAGCCGCAGCACUCCUCAAGCUUCUCUUCAGGGAACUUCCUGAACCGCUCGUGGCCCCCACUCUUCAUAGGGCAUUCCUUGAUGCCAUUCAGGUCGCUGCACACGACAAGGAAGAAUGCACCAGGCGUCUGAAGUGCUUGGUGGAGCAGCUACCACCAGGAAAUUUUGCUGUGCUCAAGUACCUGUGCCACUUCUUGCACCGCGUUGCACAGUCUCAAGACCGCACUCGGAUGACUCCUAGUGCUCUAGGCAUAGUCUUUGGUCCAAACCUUUUUAGAUUCACUGAUGACCUGCAGGGACUGAAAGAACAAGCAGUAACCAACCAAGUUGUGACAUGCUUCAUAGCUAAUUAUACCUCCAUCUUUGAGGGGGAUGCGGAACUUUCGUGCACAUCCGAUUGCACGGCGAGCAUCGAGGAUGUACAAGACGUUCAUAUUCAUGACACCAAGUGCAAUGGGAGAAUGGUAGGGGGCAUGAGUUCUCUUCCCAUGGAGCCCCUCUCGGUCGUUAUUCCGCCUCUGGAUGAAACAAUGUUAACAUUGAAGCAGCCCCCUUUUAAUGGAGUUCCAACGUUAAUGAUAGACAGGCAUUCUGAUGAUAGACGCAAGGCUCCAACAGAAGGUACAACAGCUGGUACGAGUGCGACAGGGGGAAGCCGUAGCUGCAAACGCAAAGAGCGUAAGCUGUCUGGUGAGGAGUGGCCCCCCCGCUCGAGCUCAGAGGAGAGGCCAGCUCCAGGCCCCCUUGUGGAGCCCCAAUUGGCCUCCAGGCGCUGCAGUAGUCAUGAGGAAGUGGCAUCUGCCGACGGAAUACCGGAGCACCUACUUUCCACAGAAAACUCAAAUGGAGCGCAGUUGGAAGAGGCGAACAGAGACCUGAGCCCUCAUCCUCCUCAGCCCAAGCGAAGAGAGAUUGAGACCAUACCUACGUCCUCCUCAAACCUGGAGUCGCAAGACUGGCAUGAGGCAUGCAGAAGCGCUGAAAGGACUAACCCACACCAUUACAAGGAUGUCCAGUUCAAGUCCUCAGCACGCAAGACAAGCGGUGGCAAAGCGCAGGAGAGGCCCCAGCCUCAUCCACGAGAGCAUGGAAAAGUGGGAGAGGAAGAACAGGACGACUCGGUCCCACACACACCCAACACCCCAAACACCCUGAGCAAGGACAACAUCCCACCCCUGGAUCUCGACAGCUUUCGCGAGGAAGAACCUGUUCUGUCUGAGCAUCGCUUUAGCUGGCCCUUGGUCCAGACACUGCAUGAAGAAGAACAUGUCACUCCCUACCUUCAGAAGGCUAACUCGUACGAGGCUCCGCUAUCACCCAGUGCUUUCCGAAGCUACCUAUCCCACCGAAGCCUUCACCUCGAUCCGCAUCUUCCACCGUCCCCGCCAGUUGAACAGGAUGAUUUCGUUAAGAGCACCAUCAAGGAGGAAGAAGCCGCUUCACUCACUGUCAAACAGCUGUCCAAGAAAAUUCACGUCUUAAAGAAGAAGGUCAAACACUUUGAAGAAGGUUUUGAGAACGAAAGAGGUUACAGGCCUUCACACGCGGAGAAAAUGAACCACCCGGAAGUGAAAAAACUUCUACUUGAACUGAACAAGCUUCGAAAGGAUCUCAAGAACCUAAAGGAGGAGAAUGGCUUACCUGAGCCUGCUUACCUAAGCUAUUCCACUUGGGGUCACGACCAGAAGGCCAAUGCUGAGAACGAUGAUGACGAUGACAAACCCACGUUGUCACUGGAAAGAGCGCUGAACGACACCCUGUCCACACUCUGCGAAAAACGAAAAGUUGCCAAGAGGCCAGACUCUGUUGACGAUAUGAGCAGAGAGCAAGUCCUGGAUGAAAAGCUGGCCAUACAGAAAGCUCUUCUUCGCUUUGAAAGUGUGCAUGGUCGUCCCUCGAGACGUGCCGAUCGCAAUUUGAUGAGGCCCCUCUACGACCGUUACCGCAGCAUCAAACGCCUGGCUGGUCGGCCCCCACCCAUGGCUAAAGGGAAGGACUCUGAGCUGCAGCCCAUCCUUGAACAUGUUGCUAUGGAUUUCACAUCUCCUCAACCAAAAUCUCCUCCGCAGGAGCUAGAUGUUCAGAAUGAAGAUGACUUGCAAAAUUUGGAGGCAACAACUGGUGGGAGCAUUGCACCUGUGGCAACCAAUCAGGUCUCCUACAAGGCAGAGAUUGUGGAACGGGCUUCAUCGGUGCUGGAAAAAUAUGACGACUCUAACCUUCAUGAACUUCCACUCAAAGAACUUCUCCAGCAACAGCAGCAAUCACGCCUUGAGAAGAGGCGUCUCCGCAAGCUCUUGCGGGAGUUUGAAGAAGACUUUCAGAAACAGACAGGAAGAAAAGUUCAAAAGGAAGACAAGGCCCCAAUGGAUGCUGUGUACUGUGAAUACAAGCACGUCAAAGCCAGAGUGAGGCUCUUGGAGGCCCUUGUUUCAAAACACGAACAGCGACAGGAAGUAUGAAGCGCCACCUGUUUUGGGUCCCUCAACUUUGCUAACAUUCAGGGGCAAUGUGCAUCGUGGAAGCAGUUUUGGAUCACGUUCAUGUCUGUGUCCUGGUCUUAAGUUGAAGCUUUGGAAAGCAUCAGUGUUCUCAUUCUGUAUUAUUGCUGUGUCCAGUUGAUGCAGAGAUGCGAAAGAGCUAAGCUUACUAGCAUUGGUUGGACUUUGACUACAAAUAUGGAGGAUGAUCAUAAAAGGGGUACCCUGACCCUGAAGAGCAUUAUUUUCAUGCUGUCUCUCAAGUUACCGCCAUAGUCUCUGAUGUGCCAGCCCUUUAAAGGAGUGUGCUGCUGUGCUAUACUUAACCUCAAAAUAUGCAGGCUCAUUUCGUAGCAGUGGAUGAAAUAGAAUUACCCGUGCAACGUAAUUCAAAAAUGCUUGAGGCUCGCAGACACGUUCUGCAUUAUUUUGACAGCUACUAUGGAGGUGGUGUUCGCUAACAUCACUCUGCCAAGGACACACCGUGUACACUGAUAUUUAUUGUAGGUUUUCCAUCAUUUCACACUGUUUUUGCCUAUCCUUGGAACAUUCAUUUGGGCCACAGUUCCUGCAGUAUCAUCUCAUGCAACGUUUCGUGGAGCUAGCCCUCCAAUGGCAAGUGAUGCCAGUCUGCCACUGAAAAAAUUCGCCAGAGUCGUUUUUCCUUUUGCAAGAAGGCAUGUAUUGAGUGAGUCUUUUAUGAGAUGGAGCAGUAUAUAGUAAUAGGGCUUGUCUGAUAGUCUUGUCUAACAGCUAUCACACGUGAAAGACGUUAGAGUGCCUUGAUCGGAGCGAACGGGGAGAACAUUUGUACCACUUCAGAUUUUACUGUCUUGUGCCAUGUUUAAAAACACUUCAGUGUGCUGGUGCUUUUCGUUCCCUUUUUGUGUCUUGGUUAGCAUGUGACACACAUCUUCAAUAUGCCUAACGUUUUUGUAGUUUUCUAAGAGGUAGCUUUCGCAGUAUUCAGUGUAUGUAUUACGUCAGCUGUCUUCUUCUAGUCCCAGUGUAGAAUCCAUAGCACAUCUCAUCAAGGUCUGUGUGCCAUCUUUGAACAGAUUACACAUAUGGUACACCACACCAUGGAACGGACAUUUUCACAGUCUCUAUCAUACGAAUUUGACUUUGAUAGGUACAGUGCAGGUACUCACAUUGUCUAUAUAAUGGAAAGAUGCAAAAUAUGUGCUACACACAACGUGAAAUACAUGCAUAUGUAUAGAUAUAUAUUUGACGUCAUACACUACUACUCGAAGCAUGAAUAGUGCACAUUGGUGGUAUGUUUGAUACAUGAAUGGGCCGAUAAAAACGUGCACAGGAAUGUGCAGCCAUGGUUAUUGAAAAAGGUAUUUCUCUUUGGCUUCAUAUGAAAUCUUCUAUUUAAGGAUGAAUGGCAAAUUACCGAGCAGUUUUAAUUGUGUAGCAUAACAUAGACCUUAUUAGUGAGUGUAGCAUGUUAGAUAUUCACGUUAUCAUUUUAUGUUGGAUUUACGUGUGUAGACAGUGAUACUAACAGCAGCAAAGCGGAACGACACAUUAAGUGAGAGAAAAACAACAGGAGUUACUUUAUACACUGUGUCUGACUUUCUCUGGUUGAACCCAGUGCCUCCCCCAUUAUUCCCUCCCCUAAUUAGUUUAGGACCAAAAUUCCCCAGAAUUCCAAUCAUGGAUAACGCUGUAUCACACACGAUGUGCACCAUCUUGUAGCAAUCCGAUGCAAAUAUUUGAGUGAAACAAACUGUAUGCGAGUUAUACUGAUAAAAGAAGCGCAAAUGCAGGCAAGCAGGUGGAUGGAGUCCAUUGUAGAAGCCUGAGCUUGGGAGCUUGUCUGUGCUUGUGUGGUGUCGUCCUUUCUGCUCGUUCCUUUGCCCAAGCUCAGGCUCCUUCUCCAAUGGAAAGUAUAUGAAGUACAUUUGAUGUUUCAACAAGGGGUACUUGUGACUGUAGUAAUUCGUGAGGAGUGCACGUUUGACCAAUACAUGCAGCUUCAACAGGGGGCCGUUGCCUGCACAGAAAAAAAAAAAAAAAAAACGGUACCAUCCAAAUGUGUCACACGGGCAGUCUUCAACGGCCAUUGAAACCAAUGCCCGUGGAAAAUGCAUGUAGCGCCAUCAAAUGUGUAACGCAUCAACUUCUCAAACAGCAUUGGAUCUAAUGUUUCGUGACAGGUUGACACAUUACAUGCUAGGUGGUGCUGAGAGAGAGAGGCGGUACCCGAGACGGGGAGGGAGAGGGACGACACAACAAGAAUUCUUCUCACUUCUUUAGGUGGUGCUACCUGUAUUUUGAAUCGUCAUUGAUAUCAAUGAUCCUUGAAGACUGCCCGUGCGACAAGGGUGUUAGUUGCGCCUGAUUUCACCCGGAAUUACAGAUUUAAAAGUAGCCCGAUCGCCCCGCUUUCCAUAAGGGUUUUCAACCAGAAGUCUGAUCCUAUUUACGUAACGGUGUUCAUUCCGCAGCUGCUUGCUACUUUUCAUAACGACUUUUGUGCAGUGAAAUGUACGUCAACAUGUGAAACGUCAUGGAUUACUUUAUAGUAGUAUUAUCUAUAGCAGCAUCUACUAUAACAGCACUUAAUAUGGUUAUAGGUACUACUGUAUUCCAGUAUAAAGCUUAGAAGGAAAGGGGCUACACUUCUGCCACAUACAGGUGCUGUGUGCCUUUUGUUUGAAUGUUAUAUAUAACUGUUUCCAGCAGGCAUGCUGCUGAUCAAUGAUCCUUCUGGGACCUACAUGUGCUUUAAAAGUUUUCUUAGUUUUCAUACUAUGUAGUAUGUGUUGUGAUGCCUGCCAUGUUUGUCAGGCUUGGACAUCCAACUUUGUUUCUUGUGCUGUGCACCAACAUCAAUGCUGUUCUGGUAACGGCACAUGCCAUCUGUACAUAAAGUAUCAUUUCAGUGAGA
Ornithodoros turicata is the source of this 6329-nucleotide messenger RNA. Its product is annotated as protein FAM13A-like. Lineage: Eukaryota; Metazoa; Arthropoda; Arachnida; Ixodida; Argasidae. The transcript has 24 exons. Gene Ontology annotation, biological process: signal transduction. The coding region runs from base 590 to 3412 and encodes 940 amino acids. The record is from RefSeq and is a predicted model, not a curated record.